AUGGAAGCCCCCGCUCCUGCUACCCCCGCGACGACCGAACAAGAACCAACGACGGAGCAGCCCACGACAGCCAACUGGCAAUCGCUCAAGGAGCAAUUCAACUACCACCUGCACGAGCUGCACAAGCUGUCGCGCGAAAUGUCGAUGGCAUCAAACAGCGCCUCGAGUGAAGACGCGGCCGAGGCAAUGCAGGCGUACUUUGAGAUGAAGUACCAGAAGAAACUGGCCAAAAUGCUCGCGCGCAGCAAGUGCGACGGACCCUCGGACGGGCCUCAUCAUCAUGGCAUGUUCGGGCAUCCUCACCCGCAUGGCGCCGAGGGCGGUCCCAUGGCGCCGCCGAGCGAAGGGCAUCCCGGCGAUGACAUGUGGCACAAGAUGAAGGACUGCCGCGGCGAUCACGAAGACGUGUGGCGCAAGAUGAAGCACCACCGCCACGGCGGUCGUCAUGGGCACUGCCACGGCCGACGCAGCGACGACGACGGCGACAAGAUGUUCCGCAAGAUGCACAAGAAGAUGGCGCGCCACGGCUGGUUGCAUCCUGGUGCCGCGCCCACGUCGUGCUAAAAGCACACUGACUGCCCACGUUCCCGCACGGUCGACACGUCAACAAAUUACAUAUAAAUUCCAAUGAAAGUGCAA
Messenger RNA from Saprolegnia diclina VS20, 639 nucleotides. RefSeq lists its product as hypothetical. The transcript is spliced from 2 exons. Lineage: Eukaryota; Oomycota; Saprolegniomycetes; Saprolegniales; Saprolegniaceae. The record is from RefSeq and is a predicted model, not a curated record. Bases 1 to 564 code for a protein of 187 amino acids.